Dunckerocampus dactyliophorus (ringed pipefish) is the source of this 4546-nucleotide messenger RNA. RefSeq names its product protein phosphatase 1 regulatory inhibitor subunit 14D (gene ppp1r14d). Bases 246 to 608 code for a protein of 120 amino acids. Gene Ontology annotation, biological process: regulation of phosphorylation. Gene Ontology annotation, cellular component: cytoplasm. The transcript is spliced from 5 exons. The record is from RefSeq and is a predicted model, not a curated record. Lineage: Eukaryota; Metazoa; Chordata; Actinopteri; Syngnathiformes; Syngnathidae. Gene Ontology annotation, molecular function: protein serine/threonine phosphatase inhibitor activity.
UGAUAGUGCAGGCAGUGGGUGUUGCAAGAGGAGGCGAGAAGGAGAGCUUUACACAGAGAGAGAGAGGGAGAGGGACAGGCAGUGUGAGAGUCAGUAUUACACAGAACAAAGGCAUUGAGCAAUAGAACAGGCAAUGCAUACACUCAGAUAGUGUGCUUGAGCAUUUAUUUCCCUGCUUGUGUGUGUGUGUGUGAGAGAGAGAGAGCUCCGUGUGUUUCCACGGUUGUCCUGAGGCCGUGGCAGCCAUGGCGUCAGAGGCAAACACCCAGUCCAGGGUGAUGUUCCAGCCCACGGACAAAGCUACGGAGCCAGGACACCGCAAGCUGGGCAAGCUGACAGUCAAGUACGACCGCAAGGAUCUGCAGAGGAGGUUGGAUAUCGAGGAGUGGAUAGAUGAGCAGCUGCACCUGCUCUUUGACUGUGAGGAAGAAGACAUCCCGGAGUUGGAGAUUGACAUCGAUGAGCUCCUGGAACUGUCAGAUGAGGGGCAAAGACUUCGACUCCAGGAGUUGUUGCAGGAAUGCGGGAAGCCGAUAGAGGAUUUUGUCAACGGGCUGCUCUAUAGGAUAAAGGGACUGCGUAAAAUGUCAGGCCCCUUGAAGAAGUAGUUACAGGUCAAAUAAGAAGAAGAAAAAAAUGAGACAAUAUGUUGUCAAUAGUUCCAGUACCUUAUGUGUUUACCAUAAGGCACCUGUGCGUGCGGUUCACAUGUUUUGGGAGUCUCCCUUCCCUCUUCCCGGGUCAGCAUCAAUCAAUGGAACACUAAGGCAGUCAAUCACGUUCAAUAAUUUUCUUUAAUUAGGAUUUGUGGACGACUAUAAUGAUAUAUACAUAUACGUGAUAUGUACCAUGUCGCCCCUAAAUAUAAUAAUCCACAUAUGAUAAAAGGUGUAGUAUUACUCAACCAUUUUUCUUUGUGGAAUACUGUAUAUUUUUGCUUGCUUGUUCAUGUAAAUAAAUAUUUUUGUUUGUUUUAAGAGUGCUGUAUGACAAUAAAAUAAGGCAUUUUCAAUACUGAGAGUCAAUUUUAAUUCAGUGAACUCACAACUUCUGAUUCCACAUACGCAGUAUAUUACAUUAUUCCCGUGCCGAUAAAUCUCCCCCGCCGUCACACGUGCCCGUCUCAAAGGAAUUGAUUGCCUUUAUAUAACAAUUACAGACUGCACUCUAAAAUGGGAGUGAGGAUAACAUUUUUUCUGACAUUUAUUUUUCAGCGGGGCAGCGGGGGAACCCAGGGCGAUGUUGACAUGGCAAGUUUAGAAGUAAACACCGCCAAAAUCGUCAGCAGGAAGAACCAUUAAGAAUACACCCAUUAUCCUCUCCCAUUUCCUGUCUGUGGUCUGUGUACAACAUGGCCAGAAAAGGCAAACACAUUAACGACCUCCAUACAAACCUUAAUGGAGCCCCCAGAGGAGAGUGUGAUGAUGGUUCCUCCCCAGUUGGCUAGACAGUGAUGAAUCCUGAUGAGACGGCACUCUGCUGGUCUCCCUGUCACACAUAAGGGUCUUUUGGCUCCAUCAGGGUCCAUUACAGUAAUUUGCUUGGAUCUCCCCCAUUUCCACUCUAGAGGCCAUCUACGGUACAUACUCCUCACUUGUGGCUACGUCUGCCAGACUGACACAGUUCUUCAAAGUGUUACUUGACUGUAAAAGGUUGAAAAUAUAACAAAAAUAGAUCUAGCAACCCUCCAGCAGCCACUGCAAUGAAAUUCUACACAAGGAGAAGAGAGGCAAUGCUGUGAUGUUAGACACACAUCCAAACACAGAUUACGAGUGUGGCUGAGGUGCCUGCCAACACAAAACAAAACCCUCACUAAUCCUUUUAUACAGACGCUGUGGAGCUUCUUCAGUCCGGUGCUGACAGUCUGAGGUUGUAAAUCAUCCCAAAUGAGCUCAUGAGUAGUGAUGUCCUUUUGUAUGCAUUGUCAACAUUUAAAGACACUGUGCUCGAAUUUUAAAGGGUGGCCUUUGUUGCAUCGAAGAAGUCGGCCAAGAGACACAAAAUGCUUUUUUAUUCUUGGAAAUGUGCAGCUUUUGCUCGUGUUCUAUUUGCUUAUGUAUUCAAGAACAUUGUAUUGAUCUUUCAGUUAUCAUAUACGUAAAUCAAGUCAUAUUUGCAGAUACAGUGGAAGGUCUGAGGCUGAAUGCCCCAGGGGUCAUAUAAUUAUGAAUAUGUAAAAAAUAUGCCUAAAUUAUUCUAAGAAGUUUUUUUUAACAGAAACAGACUGUGUGACUCAUGUGUGACAUUAAAGGUUCCACUGAAAUAGCUUUUCCAUGUCAAGACUUUAUUCAGAUACAUUUACUUUGACAUAUUUUACAUUUUAGAUGACUGUAUAACUACUAUUGAAUUUGUUUUAGAGCUUGUGAGGCAUUCUUAUCAACAUGAAUUCAUGGGAAAGCACAAGCUCACCGGAAUUGGUAAGGCCAUCAGUGUCACUAUCAGGACUUCCUUUUCAUCUUUGGCGCAGUGUAAUUGGAGGUGCGAUGUUCUUUCCUGUCAUACUUAUCAUGUCCUUCCCUGUAGAGAUAAGAGGUUGUGGAUUGAUAAUUCAUAACACUAAAUAUUUUAGACGCAUGCUGCUUGGCAGCUUGCCUGUAAUAUAUUUGGGUCAUUGCCUGCAUUCCAAAUCACAUGCAUCUUGAUUUGGCACUACAAGAGGGAAACCAUGACAGUGUCCUAAAUCGGAAGGAAAACAUGCCGUGCUACCUGAAGCAGCGGUUGCAGUAUAAGUCUCCAUCGCAGGUGUGACAACGUAGAGUGGCGUCGUGAUUACAGAUGCAACACCACGGAAGUUCAUCAUCGUCGCUGUCAGAGGGCUGAUGCACCGUUUUUACAGCUGCCGGGGCUUGAGUCUGUCACAAUAUGGAAAAAACUAUUACUUAUAACCUUUUCUCAUCUGUAGUACAGUAGUACAGUGGAAGCUCGGUUUUGGUUCAUCCGUUCCCAACCGUCAGACAAAAACCGAAUCAGUUUUUUCCCCAUAAGAAAUCAUGUAAAUCCAAUGAAUCCAUUCCAGAUACCCACAAAUAUUAACAUAAAACAUAUUCUAUAGAGAAUAAUGAUAGUUUUAGAUGCAUAAAUUAAAUGGACAAAUGAACAAUAUCACUUUUACCUUUAUUAAAGGCUUGUUGGUGAACACGAUGAUGAGUGGAGGGAGGAGGGGAGGUAAAGAAGAGCCACACGAACAGUUUCACUGUAGUCCAUUAUAAACUUCAUUUUACAAAGUGGAUGGUUAGUGCAGUAUGCUUGCUCGCUUUAACUUUAUUGUAAGCUUCAGCAGCAGGUACAAUCAUCAGUGCACACACCGGCCCAGCUCACUAUCUGUAAUGUGUCUCCGUCAAACCAUUCCCCCUACAGCCUGUGUUAACCUGGAACAUUUACAUUACAAUCCUUUUGUAAACUAUUUUUUCUUGUUCUUUCUUAAAUUCAAUAGUGUUUCUCACCUUCUCUAUGAAGGUUCUGGCAUUUGCAACUUUUUUUGCAGCCAGAUUUCUUUUUUUUUUUUAAAAGCACAAAUUCCUCUAACAUUCAGAAAUACGUAGUGCUCUUGAACACCUCAGGCAGUACCCGUGACGGGGGGCAAGCAGAAGCUACGGCCAUAUACACACUCAGUAUGUGUGUGUAGAUUAAAGUGAAUAACAGCUGUUGAAAUGAUUUGCUCCAAUUGCGUGAGUGUACAUGGUGUGAUACCUGAAGACAUAAAAUAUUUCAAAACAAGACCGUCGAAAAGCAGUGAAAGCUUAUCUUAGCGUCAGACGUAAAGAAAAUACUGCUUGUAACAUGUCAACUUACAUUCUUACACCCAAUCAGUGUUCAUGAAUAUAUUCUUGUAUACAGUAGUACCUCGCAUAACAUAAACCUCCUUUUACGUAAAUUGCACUGAACGUAAAGAAUUUUUGUAACGUAUUUGCAUCAAAAUUCCAUAUAACGUAAAGCGUCAAGCCGGUGCAAGUUUUUUUUUUCAAUCAACUUUAUUUGUGCCUCAAGUCGGUGCAAGUUCAGACUAACACUUGGUGACGCCUUGUGACGCUUCACGCUCUCAUUGGCUGAUUUUCGGGGCACCGCCUCCGCUCUCAUCACAUUGGUUGAUUAUCGUGGCACCGCCUACGCUCUCAUCUCAUUGGCUGACUUAUACAGCACGUUUGUGUGAGAGACAGACAUCUCCCUUCAACUUCCUUCCUCUUCGUAGUCGCCCUUAAACUAACUUAAACAAUUAAGUUAAGUUACAAAUUAAAAUUUUGCACACAGCAAUAUUGUGUAUCAUUAUCGUAGUGCGUGUGCAUUUGUCUGUGAGACCAGAUGACUCUUAGACUCUUUGAGUCGCGUUUCGACUCAGGCUAGUCCUCCUCCUCCUUCCUGCCUCCACCUGCGCUCUUGAUCAAGACAUCUUGUGAACGGGUUGACAACAACCGGAUGUGACGUCACGUGAAACCCAGCAACUAGGAGGAAGAAAGACAGAUACGAGUUGUUCAUCGUCCUGUGUGCGUCAUGUGAACAAAUAAACAACACACACACACAUAAUAAAGAUAAUUAAAGGAUUCCCUGG